AAUUUCAAUUAAGGACCUUAAGCGCCUCGGGCGCCGUUGCGUUUCUCGAUCACCGCUAUAAAUUCAGGGAUUCAGAUUCAACUUCAACCUGUGAGAAAUGGCGACCUUGGCUCCUAAGCACUUCUUCUCUGCAUCGUCAUCUUCUUCUUCUUUCCCUUCAACUUCAACGAAACACCUGCCCGUCCUAUUUUCUUCAAUCUCGAAGAAGGCUGUUCAUUCACCUGGUAUUCGGAUAUCCAGCUCCAUCUCCAAUCCAUGCGGACCAAGCGCAAAACCAGCACGCGCAUCUUCCGUUACUGGCCCCACGACCACCGCCUCCCAGCCGGAAGCUUUCGUUUCCCGAUUUGCCCCUGACGAGCCCAGGAAAGGCGCUGAUAUCCUCGUUGAAGCUCUUGAGCGCCAAGGCGUUACCGAUGUCUUUGCCUACCCCGGCGGUGCUUCAAUGGAGAUCCAUCAAGCGCUUACGCGUUCUAAUGUUAUCAGUAACGUCCUUCCGCGCCACGAGCAAGGCGGCGUUUUCGCCGCCGAGGGAUACGCGCGCUCAUCCGGCCUUCCCGGAGUCUGCAUCGCCACCUCCGGUCCUGGCGCCACCAAUCUGGUCAGUGGUCUCGCUGACGCACUGCUUGAUAGCGUACCUCUGAUCGCCAUAACAGGGCAAGUCCCUCGGAGGAUGAUUGGUACUGAUGCGUUCCAGGAGACGCCCAUUGUUGAGGUAACAAGAUCGAUCACGAAGCAUAAUUAUCUUGUUCUCGAUGUAGACGAUAUUCCUAGGAUUGUGAAUGAGGCGUUCUUCUUAGCUACUUCUGGCAGACCAGGCCCAAUAUUAAUCGACGUGCCAAAAGAUAUACAGCAACAGCUUGCGAUUCCUAACUGGGACCAACCGAUUAAGCUGCCGGGAUACACGGCGAGGCUUCCCAAGUCGCCGGUGGAACCUUUAGAGCAGAUUGUGAGGUUGAUAUUGGACUCCAAGAAGCCGGUUCUGUAUGUUGGCGGUGGUUGCAUGAACUCAAGCGAAGAACUGAGGCGAUUUGUGGAACUCACCGGAAUCCCUGUUGCUAGUACUUUAAUGGGUCUAGGAGUAUAUCCCGUUGCUGACGAACAUUCCCUCCAAAUGCUUGGAAUGCAUGGGACAGUGUACGCUAAUUAUGCCAUUGAUAAAAGUGAUCUGUUGCUUGCAUUUGGGGUAAGGUUUGAUGAUCGGGUGACAGGAAAGCUUGAAGCCUUCGCUAGUCGUGCUAAAAUCGUUCAUAUAGACAUUGAUUCAGCUGAGAUUGGCAAAAACAAGCAGCCCCACGUGUCCAUUUGUGCAGAUUUGAAGUUGGCUUUGAAGGCCAUUAAUCAGAUGCUAGAGAGCAAAGGAAUCAAAGAUAAAGUUGAUUUUCAAGCUUGGAGAGAGGAGCUGGGCGAGCAAAAACGCAAAUUCCCAUUAAGUUACAAGACAUUUGAGAAAGAAAUUUCUCCUCAGUAUGCCAUUCAGGUUUUGGAUGAACUGACAAAUGGAGAAGCAAUAAUAAGUACUGGAGUAGGACAGCACCAGAUGUGGGCGGCUCAAUUUUACAAAUACAAGAGACCUAGACAGUGGUUAACAUCAGGGGGUCUUGGGGCUAUGGGUUUUGGAUUGCCUGCUGCGAUUGGGGCUGCUGUGGCUAACCCAAACACUCUCGUAGUGGACAUUGAUGGCGAUGGAAGUUUCAUAAUGAAUGUUCAGGAGCUUGCCACUAUAAAGGUGGAGAAUCUCCCAGUUAAGAUACUGUUGUUGAACAAUCAACACUUGGGCAUGGUUGUUCAGUUGGAGGAUCGGUUUUAUAAAUCUAAUAGAGCUCACACAUAUAUGGGAAACCCAUCUAAGGAGACUGAGAUCUUCCCAAACAUGUUGAAGUUUGCUGAAGCUUGCGGCGUGCCAGCAGCUCGAGUGACCCAGAAAGAGGACCUUAGAGCAGCAAUUCAGAAAAUGUUGGAUACUCCUGGCCCCUAUCUUCUUGAUGUUGUUGUUCCCCAUCAAGAGCAUGUCCUGCCCAUGAUCCCUAGUAAUGGAACCUUCAAUGAUCUGAUAACAGAGGGUGAUGGCAGAAGCAGAACAUCUAAGUAAUUUCGUGAGCCAUAUAAGAUAUCUUACUUUUCUUUUCGUUUGCUUUUUUUUGGUUAUAUCGUAGUAUCUUACCUAGGAAAUAUGAUAUACAUGGUAUUAUAAAUGUUGGCAUCAGAGACUAAGAGUUUCCGUACUAUUCUGCCAGUUUGGCAUCGUUCUUUUGGUUGAUUUUAUGUGUAUGCUUCGUUUGUUUUCUACCGCAUGUUUGCGUUUAAAAGUAGCAUGUGAUUGUGGUACGGAUUCUCAGGUAAAUAAUGUAUUUACGGACCUCCUAUGUGGGGAAGCUGAAUUAUCCA
This is a messenger RNA of Neltuma alba, 2385 nucleotides long. RefSeq names its product acetolactate synthase 2, chloroplastic-like. The record is from RefSeq and is a predicted model, not a curated record. Lineage: Eukaryota; Viridiplantae; Streptophyta; Magnoliopsida; Fabales; Fabaceae. Gene Ontology annotation, molecular function: magnesium ion binding; acetolactate synthase activity; flavin adenine dinucleotide binding. Gene Ontology annotation, cellular component: acetolactate synthase complex. Gene Ontology annotation, biological process: L-valine biosynthetic process.